AUGCCUGUGGUGGAUGUCUCGGUUCUGUCCGCGACAAGGAUCACAGGCACGUCGCUGCGCAGUUCAUUCUGCGUGUACGUGCGUCUCCAGGGCCAGGCGAUCCGCACGAAGCUCUCCAACGCUGACCGCUCGGGUGAAGUAUGCUUUGGCGAGCGGUUCCGCUUCCAGUACCACUAUGAGACGACCAACCCAGUCCGCAACCGCCUGUUCGUGGAGCUGUGGACCAAGUCGCUGUUCUCGCAAAGUUGUGUGUCAGUUGCAUGGAUUGAGAUGGGCGAGCAGCGCUUCGUGCGCGGUGAGCAACUGCGCGUGAACUUGCAUGGCACCUUCGAGGGCAAGAGCUCCACGCUCACUCUUGUGAUCACGCCGCUGGACUUCGGCGAGCAUCCCAGCGUGGCACAGCAGCCCAUCCCAGUUAUGUACGGGAUGCCGGUGGAGGGUACUCCACUUGAAUUGCCAAGCCCGUACAGCAGCGCUGCCUACACACCGAACACGUGCCCCACUGUGCUGGAUCCAAUGUCACGCCAAAAGCACGAGGGGUUACAGCCGCAGCCGCAGACAUUUCUCCCUGCGUCGCUGCCGCCGCCGCUCUACUCGGACCUUUUGCUGGCCAGGCAACAUCAGGUCUCCGGCGGCGCCAACGGCCAGGGCCCGGGUGCGCUGCCGGCACCAAGCCAGAACGCCAAAUGCGACCACAACGUGGACCACCCGAAGAAGUCGCAGCAGCUGUAG
Messenger RNA from Leishmania braziliensis MHOM/BR/75/M2904, 732 nucleotides. RefSeq lists its product as hypothetical. The transcript has a single exon. The record is from RefSeq and is a predicted model, not a curated record. Lineage: Eukaryota; Euglenozoa; Kinetoplastea; Trypanosomatida; Trypanosomatidae. Bases 1 to 732 code for a protein of 243 amino acids.